Colletotrichum godetiae is the source of this 830-nucleotide messenger RNA. RefSeq lists its product as uncharacterized. The transcript is spliced from 3 exons. The record is from RefSeq and is a predicted model, not a curated record. Bases 216 to 830 code for a protein of 204 amino acids. Lineage: Eukaryota; Fungi; Ascomycota; Sordariomycetes; Glomerellales; Glomerellaceae.
GUCGCAACAACUCGAUUAUAGCGAUCUCGAGGAAAAAAGCAAAAUAGCUUGGCCACGGCAACUUCGGCUCUCCAAGAAUCAAUCACAGGGAAAUCCAGGUCUGCGUCUGCGAAAUACUUAUAAAAAUCGUUGACUCUUCGUCGCUUCCUUCAAGCUAAAUCAAGUGAAAUCUCAAGAUCUCUUGGGUUGCGACGAUCGGGGUUCUAGCCAUCAUCAUGAAUUUGUCCAGUCGUCUUUUUCUGUUGUUAGCCCUGGGAUACCUAUUCGUUGGGAUCCAGGGUAGAAUGGUGGUUGGAUAUCGCACAGCCGCCGAGGGAGAAGCUGUGCAAAUCAAUGAGAAGAACACGCCCUUCAGAGACCCGGCUUUUGACAACUUGCCAGGCGGCAGUCAAAUCGGAAGUGGGAUAUACCUAGGCUCCGAACCUGCGGGAUGGCGAGGCUCUCCGAUCAAGAAGAACUGGUACUGCGUAUUCAAAGCAGACGAAGCCCGCUUCAACGCAGCUGCCAAAGUCUGGAUCCCUCAAUUCUACACAAGCAAGAGCUUCUGGGGAAGCUCAAAGUCUAAGGAGCUUUGGGGCUAUGGCGAGAAGCUAAUUGCCAAGUAUAUCGCCAAGUUCGGCUCGAGUGCUAGUUCAACGCUUCGCUUCUCGUACAUUGAGGCACAUGGGCGUACCCUACAAAUGGUCAUUCCCACGAAAAUGGCGAACGCAGACACUCUAGACAUUUGCGCCAAGUGCUUUGCAACCAAGUCAGAAUUGAUUGCCUAUGAAAGCGAAUCCGUCAACUUCUGGGAUUGGACCAUCAAGGGAGACCCUGGAAAGCCUGGCUAA